UCAGGCGUCCCCGUUGCGUAGAAACGAAACCCGUCGGGGGCAUCAUGCUCCAUCUACAAACUUUUAAUACAUGGACGUCGAAGAGGGCAGAAAAGCAAUUGACAAUUUAUUUUAAUAGACAAAACGUACACACACAAGGCGGUUAUUGACAUUUGGGUUCGUUUGUUUGGUUAAUAAUCAGCAUCAAGGGUAAUUUAGUAAGCGGUGCUAGCCGACUGUGAGCUAGCUGGUGGUUCAGUGUUGAAGGUAAAAUACCCAAAUAAUACUUUAUAAAGACGCGUUUAAUACACGGUCUUCAGUCUGCUGUUCUCGUCUUAGCAGGCUCCUAUUUUAUUAAUGUGAAAACCCGACGAAUGAGGUGAAAUGUGUGACAUGACGAGCUAACCAAAGGCAAGCUAGCUAACGUUUGUUCUAACCUCGGAUAAGAGCUCUUUGAGUGUUUCUCUUCUCGGGGCUCAUUGAGACCUUCCCACUGCUUUAUUAAGUUACAUUCAAAUAUACACGUGUUGGCUAAUACCAUAAAACGGGCCAAAGCAAUCUAAAGUAACAGAAUAAUCAUGGCUGGUGAAGGUGGCAGCAUCCCUGAGUUGGACCAGAUGAAGUACGAUGCAGAAGAACAAGUGAAGAUCAUCUGCCUGGGAGACAGCGCAGUGGGGAAGUCUAAGUUGAUGGAGAGGUUUCUCAUGGAUGAAUAUCGUCCCCAGCAGUUGUCGACCUAUGCGUUAACUCUGUACAAACACACAGCCACUGUAGGAAACAAAACAGUGUCGGUUGAUUUCUGGGACACAGCUGGUCAGGAGAGAUUUCAGAGCAUGCAUCCAUCAUACUACCACAAAGCACAUGCAUGCAUCAUGGUCUUUGAUGUUCAAAGGAAGAUCACUUAUAAGAAUUUGGCCACUUGGUAUAAGGAGCUGAGAGAGUACAGACCAGAGAUACCCUGUUGUGUCGUCGCAAACAAAAUUGAUGCUGAUUUGAAGGUGACACAGAGAAGUUUUAACUUUGGGAAGAAGCAAGGACUUGCUUUUUACUUUGUAUCAGCAGCUGAUGGGACUAAUGUAGUUAAGAUGUUCAGAGAGAUGAUCAAUAGAGCGGUGGACUACAAGCAAAACCCCAGCGACUUCAUGGAUGAAGUGUUGCAAGAGUUAGAGAACUUUGACCUGGAGAAGAAGGAAGAAAACUCAGACGCAGAUGGGGACGGAUUGAACGCAGAGAGUCCAGAGUUGGACUGAAAAGUGUUUACAGAUCCUCAAAAACCAAGGUGUCAUCUCAUGGAUCAUUAGCUCUCCUCUGGGGUUGAUGCUGUGAAUAAGUUAUGUUUUAUGUGAAAAUAUCAAAGAUCUCAGAUUAUCUUUAAAGGACAGCAUUUUGUCUUCAGUUACCUUUAGCGGUGGAGGCUGGCAGACAUUUUUCAGUGAGGUUUAAAGUGACUGCCCUCCAUCGCUCCUGUGACAUUGAAAGGGAUAUAAACCCGGUGUAAUAAUAAGAACUUGUUUUAUUCACUGUUUGAAUUUAUUUUUUGUGUCCUCAUUCUUACCUUGUCCACCAGUAUCUACUAUAAUAUUAGUAGAAAAUCCUAUCAGACUGAUUGUUCAUUUAUUUGUAUCAUGUAAUAAGAAUGUGAAUCCUUGAACAGUUGCCCGUGUAGAGCAAAGUGAACUUUUGAUUGUGAACCAAACAUGCUGCUGUUCUCCAUGUUUGUGUGUAGUAGCUCCAUCUGUUGGCUGCUUUCGUUGCAUUUAUUUUAUGAUGAAAAGUCUGGUGUUCACAUCUUUCAAAGGGAAAUGUAAUGUACCUUGUAACCAUGUAUUUUUAUGUGUCUGACUUGCUGUGAUCCUGGCACAAGAGCACAGUCUGUUUCAUUGAAGAAAUCUGCUGCAGGGUAUGUAUACACAGACAUCACUUGUCCUUAAUGAUGGGUUCGAGGCAGUAGUUUGUGCAUUAAUUCAGAUUAGCAGGACUGUUAUACAAAGAACUGAACCAGUUUUCUAGAAGUUGACACUCACGUGAAAACCAAUUAUUCCUAUAUGAGCUUUAUGUUGUACAUAGAAACCGUGUAUCUAUAUUUUCUAUUUAUAUGUGACUGUUUUGUGUGUUAAUUACUCACAAUAAAUCACACUGGAACAUAUUUAUGACCCUAAAAUUCA
Labrus mixtus (cuckoo wrasse) is the source of this 2144-nucleotide messenger RNA. RefSeq names its product RAB, member of RAS oncogene family-like 2 (gene rabl2). Gene Ontology annotation, cellular component: endosome; Golgi apparatus. Bases 558 to 1229 code for a protein of 223 amino acids. The record is from RefSeq and is a predicted model, not a curated record. NCBI's taxonomy places the organism in Eukaryota, Metazoa, Chordata, Actinopteri, Labriformes, Labridae. The transcript has 8 exons. Gene Ontology annotation, molecular function: GTPase activity; GTP binding.